Molecule: messenger RNA, 1462 nt
Organism: Marchantia polymorpha subsp. ruderalis
Lineage: Eukaryota; Viridiplantae; Streptophyta; Marchantiopsida; Marchantiales; Marchantiaceae
Source: the annotation of a GenBank genome assembly
CGAUCUAUCUCUCUAUUUCUGUGCAUCCCGAUUGGAGAUUCUGGACUCAGAGGCAGACGUCGAAGAAAGCACAAACGCAUAGUGGCACAAAAGCCGCUGGAUGCAGGGCGUGGGGAACGCUGCAGCAGAUUUGUCGUGUCUACUGCACGUGACGAGGCGUAAGACACACAAACACAUCAACCCACGUACUGUACUGAACACCAUACAGUAUCGUGUGUAAGUAUGUAAGUUCGUUCGGUCGUUAGUCCAUGAUGAAACAAAAGAGCACUUUCGUUCACAGUUCCAGCUCCACCGACUUUCUCCUUCUCCUUCUCCUUCACUGCUGUGUUCGUGUCUGAAUUCAUGUACUCCUUCGUGUUCCGUGCUGCGAAGAUUGCAGGCUGAUCAGCUGCUGCGAAGACCUAUUGUGAAAAUUUCUGUUCGCUCGAAUUGGAGGACGGACGGUUUGGGUGCUCCGCUCGAUGUCAGCCAUGGGCGUUAGGAUGCAGCUUUCCAGCCCUGUCACCUUCGUCACUGGGAAUGCCAACAAGCUCGAGGAAGUGAAGAUGAUUCUUGGCCAGACAAUUCCGUUCCGGUCUGUUAAAUUGGAUCUUCCCGAAUUACAAGGGGAACCGGAAGAUAUAUCGAAGGAGAAAUGUCGACUGGCAGCAAAAGAGGUAAACGGCCCGGUGCUGGUUGAAGAUACCUGUCUUUGCUUCAACGCCUUGAAAGGUCUUCCAGGUCCUUAUGUAAAGUGGUUCUUGCAAAAGACUGGCCAUGAAGGGCUGAACAAUCUACUCGCUGCGUACGAGGACAAGUCGGCGUACGCACUAUGCGUAUUUUCGCUGGCCCUUGGACCUGACGCGGAGCCUCUUACUUUCAGUGGACGAACUGAGGGAAAAAUUGUUCCAGCCAGAGGUCCGGGUGAUUUUGGAUGGGACCCUGUCUUUCAACCAGAUGGAUAUGACCUGACAUUUGCAGAGAUGAAGAAGGAAGAUAAGAAUAAAAUUUCACACCGAAGAAGAGCUCUAGACAAAGUCAGGGAACACUUCUACGAAAAUGACUACGCUCCUCCAGUUUAGUUUACAAUUUCAGUUAUUUGAGAAGCUUUAUCUUUCAUAGUGUGUCACUCUUGGCGUAAUCAACCUGUCCUAGCGGAGCUUUGGAAAGGGCGAAUGGUCUUCCAUGGGUGAGUUGUAUACUCCAAUAAAGAACCUGAAGUGAUACCAACAGAACCAGCAGGACAACAGCAGGCAUUCUGCUCAAUAAGCUGUAAUUAGGUUGACAAUUUUGCACCUAGUCUUGUCCAGGAAAGAUGGCACAGUCACGCAGAGGCUUCAAUUAUUCCAGGAAAAUAAAGGUAGAUCCAAGAUUUCCACUAGAAACUAUUCAAAUGGAAUCUGCAUCCCCACUCAACCCAAUGCACCUGUAAUAAAUUAAAUAUCUCGCAAAAUCGCCUACCUUUCUGAUACGCAAUAUUAUU